AUGUCAGGAGUCUUAUUACAAACUACCCCAGGCAAGAGAAUUGCCUUGCCGACAAGAGUCGAGCCAAAGGUUUUUUUUGCGAACGAGAGAACUUUUCUCAGUUGGUUGAACUUCACUGUUAUAUUGGGCUCCUUGGCCAUUGGUUUAUUGAAUUUUGGUGACAAAAUCGGAAGAAUAAGUGCUUCAUUGUUCACUUUGGUCGCAAUGUUUACAAUGGUCUAUGCCUUGGUCACUUAUCACUGGAGAGCUGCUGCUAUUAGGAAAAGAGGCUCAGGUCCCUAUGAUGACAGAUUUGGCCCAACAAUGUUGUGUUUUUUCCUAUUGGUUGCUGUUGUCAUCAAUUUCAUCCUAAGAUUUAGAGCAACAUGA
Ascoidea rubescens DSM 1968 is the source of this 369-nucleotide messenger RNA. RefSeq names its product Vtc1p (gene VTC1). The transcript has a single exon. Gene Ontology annotation, cellular component: fungal-type vacuole membrane; vacuolar transporter chaperone complex. The record is from RefSeq and is a predicted model, not a curated record. The coding region runs from base 1 to 369 and encodes 122 amino acids. Lineage: Eukaryota; Fungi; Ascomycota; Saccharomycetes; Ascoideales; Ascoideaceae.